Molossus molossus (Pallas's mastiff bat) is the source of this 1096-nucleotide messenger RNA. RefSeq names its product Fc fragment of IgG receptor Ia (gene FCGR1A). Bases 40 to 1047 code for a protein of 335 amino acids. Lineage: Eukaryota; Metazoa; Chordata; Mammalia; Chiroptera; Molossidae. The record is from RefSeq and is a predicted model, not a curated record. Gene Ontology annotation, molecular function: transmembrane signaling receptor activity. The transcript has 6 exons. Gene Ontology annotation, biological process: cell surface receptor signaling pathway; regulation of immune response.
UGUUAUAGUUUCCACUGCUUCUAUCACUUUGGGGAUAACAUGUGGCUCUUAACAGCUCUGCUCCUUUGGGUUCCAGCUGGUGAGCAAAUAACAGACCUUGCAAAGCCAGUGAUCACCUUGCAGCCUCCAUGGGUCAAUAUAUUCCCAAAGGAAAGUGUAACUUUAAGUUGUGAGGAACCCCACCUGCGCAGGGACAGCUCUACGCGGUGGUUUCUCAAUGGUACAGCCAUUCCGACCUCCACUGCUAGCUACAGCAUUACUGCUGCCAGUGUCAAUGACACUGGUGAAUACAAGUGCCAGCGAGGCGACUCGAGUCUAAGUGACCCAGUACAGCUGGAAGUUCGCAGAGAUUGGCUACUACUCCAGGUCUCUAGCAGAGUCAUCACUGAAGGGAAACCUGUGGCCUUGCGGUGUCAUGAAUGGAAUAAUAUGCAAGUGUACAAUGUGCUUUUCUACCACAAUGGCAAGACCUUAAAAUUUUAUCAUUGGAAUUCUGAAUUCACCAUUCUGAAAACCAACCUGAGUCACAAUGGCAUCUAUCACUGCUCAGGCAAGGGAAAGACUCUCUUCACAUCAGCAGGAGUAUCUAUCACUGUAAAAGAGCUAUUUCCAGCCCCAGUGCUGAGAGCAUCAUUACCCCUCCUCGAGGGGAACCCGGUCAAUCUGAGCUGUGAAACCAGGGUGCACCCACACAGCCCUCUUGUGCAGCUCUACUUCUCCUUCUAUGUGGCAAGUAAGGCCCUGAGCAACAGAACCAUGUCCUCUGACUACCACAUACCAAAUGCUAAACCAGAAGACUCCGGGUUCUACUGGUGUGAGGCUGCCACAGAAGAUGGAAAUGUCAUCAAGCACAGCCCUGUGUUGGAGCUUCGAGUGCUGGACUCCCCGCCACCAACUUCUAUUUGGUUUCAUGUUCUGUUCUAUCUGGCAAUGGGAAUAAUAUUUUUGGUGGACACUGUUUUUUAUGUGCUAAUAUAUAAGAAACUGCAAAGAAAGAAAAAGUGGAGUUUAGAAAUUCCUUUGGAAUCUGGUCUGGGAAGAAGGUAAUUUCUUAUCUUCCGUUCUCUCUAAAAUCAAUAAAAAAUAAUAAAAAAGA